Molecule: messenger RNA, 8671 nt
Organism: Closterium sp. NIES-67
Lineage: Eukaryota; Viridiplantae; Streptophyta; Zygnematophyceae; Desmidiales; Closteriaceae
Source: the annotation of a GenBank genome assembly
ACAGGGCCAGCGCACGCAGUUCCCGUAAGCACGGAGUUCCGCGCUACCUUACCUUGCUAGGCCGCCUAGCAUGCACGGCGUUAGGGACAAGGAGGGACAUGCGAUGCUCGUUCGAGCGGGGAAGGGCGAAUGUCCAGGCAACAGAAGGUGGGAGAAGGAGGGCGCGUUAUUAGCAGCAGCGGUGCCGGCGAGAUGCUGGACACUCGAGUCAACGCGCCCAUCCCUCCGUCGUCGCACUUCGCCGCUGCUUCCUCCGCCCCGUUCGACCGCAAUCGCGCCAUGAUGACGUCAGACGCCUUGACGUCACAGCGCAAGCCGGCGACGUCAGGCCGCAAGGCCAUUUCGCCGGGGCACAAACCGAUUUCAGCAGGGCGGGGGGAAGCGGAACCCGCCGGGGCGUGCGACAGCGGUGGCGCGAUGGCCUUAGGGGAAGACUACUAUUUAAGGCCUUAUUACCCUUCCCCCGGCGCUCGUCCCUUCCGCAUUGCCAAUGGCGACGCCCCUACCCCUCCGCGCAGUCGCUCCUCCUCCCCCUCCCCCGCUCAUUCCGAUCCUUCCCCCAACAUUUCCCCCUCGUCGUCGCCUCUCGUGUCCUCCGCGCAACCGCUCGCUCCCCGCUCUUCCACCAAUGCCUCCCCCGCCCCUGUGCGCCCGCCGUCCGCGCACAGGGGCGGGGCCGCUCCUCUGCGGCCCAUAUCGCCGCUCCCCCCCCCUGCUGCGCGGCGCAGACCUGGCGCGGAUGGGCGCGCGGGUGGGGGUGCGGAGCUGCGGGAGGGCAGUCCGGGACGGGAGGGGAUGCAGUUGGGCGCACCUGUCGCGCGCGGCGGUGCGGGCGGGGGGAUGGAGAAGGUGGGUGCGGAGAGGGCUGGGAUGGAUCGGCUACGGACUGGGAGAGAGGGGUUGAGGGGGGGGGGAGAAGAACAGAGGGCGCGGGUGGGGAGAGAGGGGCUGAGCGGAGGGGGGGAGGAGCAGAGGGCGCGGGGCGUGGCGGGGGGCAGCAGCAGACCACGGCCCAGCAGUGCAGGCCCGCGCAGCCCAUGUGCCCCCCCUGCACGGACCACAGACGCAGCAGACGCAACAGCAGGCGCAACAGCAGCAGCAGCAGCGGCGGCGGCGGCAGCAGCAGGCCACAGGGAAGGUGCAGCAGCGGCUGUGGAUCGGAGUAGCAAGCUUGCUGCAACGGCGGAAGGGGGGGCCGAGGGCAGCACGGGUGCACCUGUGGGGAUGUGGCAGGGGCGCGUGGAGGGGGGCGGGGUGGGGAAAGCUGGCGAGCACAUGAGGGUGGGGGCGAGGCCGGGCAGCGGCAGGGCGGGGAUGCGGCGAGGCCAGGGGGUGAGGCAGAUGGGUGGGGGGAUGGGCGGGCAGAUAGGGGCGGGGAUGGAAGGCGGCGGAGGGGUGCUGAGGCCGGUGACUGCAGGCCCUCGGAUGGCUGCGGUAGGUGCGAGCAGUGGCGAGGCAAGGGCAGGGGAGGGGAGGGAGGCAGCAGGGGAAGCAGGGCUGGCAGGUGUGGAGCGCUGGAAGCCCCAUCAGGCGCAGCAGCAGCACGCUGUAGGGCAGCAGCAAGUCAUGGGGCAGCAGCAAGCAAUGGGGCAGCAGCAAGCAAUGGGGCAGCAGCAGGCAAUGGGGCAGCAGCAGGCAAUAGGGCAGCAAGAGGCAAUAGGGCUGCAACAGGCAAUAUGGCAGCAACAGGCAAUAGGGCAGCAACAGGCAAUAGGGCAGCAACAGGCAAUAGGGCAGCAACAGGCAAUAGGGCAGCAACAGGCAAUAGGGCAGCAACAGGCAAUAGGGCAGCAACAGGCAAUAGGGCAGCAACAGGCAAUAGGGCAGCAGCAGGCAAUAGGGCAGCAACAGGCAGUAGGGCAGCAACAGGCAAUAGGGCAGCAGCAGGCAAUAGGGCAGCAACAGGCAAUAGGGCAGCAACAGGCAAUAGGGCAGCAGCAGGCAAUAGGGCAGCAACAGGCAAUAGGGCAGCAACAGGCAAUAGGGCAGCAACAGGCAAUAGGGCAGCAGGGGAAUGCAGGACGGCAGAGUUUGGUGGGGCAACAGCAACGACGGGCAGAGGGGCAGGAGCAGAGGCAGGAGGCGAGGCAGCACAGGAGGCAUCACCAGCGGCAGGCGAGUCUGCCUGCAGAGGCACUGCAGCACCACAGGGGGGGCAAGGGCUCUGCCUCCCCCCCUCACGCUGCAGGGCUGCCCCUGCCACACCGCCCACACACCCCCCUCGUUCUCGCCCCCUCCCCCUCCCCUUCCUCUUCCCCCUCCCCUCCUCCCGGCGCUGCUGCACCACCCGACAGCCAUCCCUCCUCGUCCCGCCCCAGCACCUCCUCCCCCUCCCCCCCCGCCCGUCCCCACCCCCCCUCGCCCCACGAACGCCGCCCUCCCCGUGGCCUCUCACAGUCUCCCCCGCGUGUUGCCCCGGCGGGCGCACAGGUGGCAGGGGAGAGGGUGACGGGAGAGAGAGUGACAGGGGAGAGGGUGGCAGGGGAGAGGGUGAUAGGGGGGGAAAGCGACGGAGAGAGGGUGGGAGGUAGGGGGGGUGGGUUGCGGGCGAUUAGGCGGAGCAAGAGCGCAGCAGUGGUGAGGAUGAGGGUGGGGCGAGUCCCAUUGAGCACAGCAGCAGGGGUGAUGGAAGGAGCGGGCAGAGACGCACUCAAUGCACCGGGUAGGUCUGGCUGGGUAGCAGGUGAGGCGAGGGAGUGGGGGGAGGGGAGGGAGGGUGUAGGUGGAGCAGCAGCAGCGGUAGCCGCUCGGGCUGAUGGUGAAGCAUCCAAGCGGUUAGAGAGCGAGAGGGCAGGUGAGGGAAGUCGACGAGGCGAUAACGCAGAGGGGAGGAAGACUAGUGCUAGCUUGCAGCCUAUCCAAGCCAACGUUUCGGUGGCACCACAGAGUGAAGGCAGUAGCAGACGGCUGCACUCAAGCGCCAGCUUUGGGCAGGCGAGCCUCUGUGAGCUGCGCUCGCCUGUCGCUCUCCCCACGCGAGCCGCCACUCAAGGGAGCACCCAAGGGAGUGCGCACGGCAGCAGCGGCAGCAGAGCGAGGAUGGAAGGGCAGGGGGCAGACAGUGCGUGUGUGGAAGGGGCGGACGGCAGCACAGUGGGGGUAGCUGGGGGGUCCCAAGCAAGGGGUGGGUCCGGCAGGCGGUUGACUCGAGCUCUGAGUGCCAUGGAGGGGCGCGGGCCGGUGCAGUUGGGGCGAUGGGGAAUGGUUGGGGAGGGGAACGGGGGAAGCACGGUGGGAGAAGGGGGAAACAAGGGGAUGAGGGAAGGGGAGGGUGGGAGCGAGGUGUUGGUGAGAGGGGGUAGGGAGAGCGGGUGUGUGAGGGUGCCUGGUGGCGUGGGAGUGGAGGGUGAGGGGAGGGGAGGGACGGAUGCAGGAGAGAGCGAGAGCGGGGUGCAAGAGAGUGGGAGCACGCGAGGAGGGGGGGCAGAGGCAGAGGUGGAAGGAGACGGAUGGCAACGGAUGGCUGAUGUGGCAGUUGCAUCUGAUUCAAGCACCACUGGAGAGACAGGGAGGGGGAGGGGUGGGCAGAGGGGGGAGGAGAAGUGGACAGCGGCACAGAGGGCAGCAGCGAGGGACAUGGCGUGGGAGAGGGAGAAGGAGAGAGAGAGCGGCAGAGGCAGAGGGGCGCGUGGGAGAGAGAGGAUUCGGUCGAACCCGGUGACUCCCAGGGGAGGCGCGCGCACGCCCAGAGGAGCGGGGGAAGGUGGGGCCACGCCUAGAAGCGUGGCGGACAGUGCUGGAGAUGAGGGUGAGAGGAGUGGCGGGGGUAGUGAUGGGGUGGGGGAGGGAGGGGCUGUGCGGCAGCAGCGGGGCCAGGAGGAGAGUCGCAUUGACAGAGAGAGGGAUAGGCGGGAGAGGGAGGGGAGAAAACCAGCAGACAUAGGAGUGGAGAGGUUAAAAGGGGAAGGGUCAGAGAGCUUGGCUUCUCCUGGCUUCAAGGGGUCGACGCGACGACGGAUGCAGCAGCAGCAGCAGCAGCAGCAGGGGCAGCAGCAGAGGGAGAGAGAGGGGCAGGGGCAGCAGCAGGGGCAGCAGCAUGGGCAGCUAGUGCAGGGUGGGGCGGAGAGCACAGUUGGGCGAGGGAGCAGCGCAACUGAAGGCGGGCGAGUGGGCAGCGCACAUGGGGGUGAGGUGGAGGCGAGUGUGGUGGUUGAGGGGGCCAGGGGGCGCAGAGGAGAGGUUGCGGUGGCCAGGCCAUGGCAUGCCCCGGUAGGGGAGAGGAGGGAUGGCAGGGGCUGGGACGAAUCAACAGCCAUAGGAGCCCCUGUCAUGGGGUAUGGGAGACUGGGAAACGCUAGUGUGGGAGAAAUGGCAGCUAGGGCCGCAGCCCUGACUGGUGUUGGUGCAGUUGCGGGUGCAGGUGCUGGUGCGGGUGCAGGAGGGGGUGCUUGUCAGCCCAUGCCAUUGACCCCACCUGCCCUCUCCCUCACAGAGCAACGCCUGCUGGCAGCACGGCAGGGCACAGCAGCGAAUGCAGCAGUGGGGGCAGCAGCAGUGGGAGCAGCAGCAGCGGUGGGGGGCGGCAGGAGGGGUGCACGCGCCAUGGUGAAGAGCAUGUCCAUGUCCGCCGCUGACCUCAACCACCUGCCCUCUCCCCACGCCAUGCCUCCCCCUGCCGCUGCUGCUCAUGCUGCUGGGAGGAUGGGCAUGGGCAUGGGCAUGGGGGUGGGCAUGGGGGUGGGCAUGGGGGUGGGCAUGGGCAUGGGCAUGGGGGUGGGCAUGGGCAUGGGGGUGGGCAUGGGCAUGGGCAUGGGGGUGGGCAUGGGCAUGGGGGUGGGCAUGGGCAUGGGCAUGGGGGAGGGGAGAGGCACAGGCUCUGAGGCCAUGAGCAUCGCUCGCACGUCAUCGUCUGGCCGCGUCUCCUUGAGAAACGCCGCUGCCCUUGGGGCAGACAAUCCGUCCGCCCAGCCACCUGCCAUGCACCCCGUGCCUCCCUCCAACCCUGCCUCAGCAAUCAUGCUCCAGCAAUCCGUGCACACCAUGCAACCCAUGCACCCCAGUGACCCCGCGUCAGCUGCCAUGUUCCCCGGCAUGGGUCUGCCCGCAGCCCGCUGCCCCGAUGGCUCUAACGAGCGACUGCUGCGCCUCACAGCGCGGUGGAGCGAGGUGCAGAGCGGUGGUGCCAGGGGACCGGGGGCAGGUGUGGGAUCAGGGGCAGGGGUGCACACAGACACGCCUAGGCUGGGCAGCGGCAUGGGGGGCUCUAUGAAUCUGAGACGAGCAGCCAUAGCAGGAGGUAUGGGGGCCGGAGGCGGUAGGGUGGCAGGGGGCAUACCGGCCUGUUCCAGUGCGGAAGCAGAUGUGCCUCCCUGGACGGCUCCCUCAGGGGGCAGUGAGGGAGCAGUGGCAGGUGUGCGAAGUGGCAGCGGGGGUGCAGCGGCAGGGGCAAGAGGGAGCGCGGCAGGCAACCGGGCGGGAGUGGGUGCGAGUGGGAGGUCUGGCCUGAGUGGGGAAUCGGGUCUCAGUCGCGGUGGGUCAGGUGUUAUUGGUGGGGGGAGGGCGGUAGGGGCAGCAGCAGGCGGGCUGAGGCGCCAUGGGAGCAUGUCCCUGCACCAGCAGCUGGUGGCUCCCCCAGUUGGCACCUGGCAGGAGCAGCAGGUGCCAUCCAAGCAGCCCAAGGUAAGGACAGCUGCCUCCGCUGCCGCUGCUGCGGCUGCUGUUGCGUCAGCCACUGCUUCUUCUGCCACCGCUGCCAACCCUGCUUCUGCUUCUGCAGCCGCAUUGAAUGGGAGCGGGCUGCAGGUGAUCCCAGCAGGAGCCCCCUAUCCGUUCGCCAGGGCGCACACCACAGCAGCUCGCAGCACGCUGCGGGCGCCUCCCUCUGCUGCGCUCUUUGACUUGCGCAGCUUCGGCAGCCGCGCUGCUCCCAGUGCUCCCACUGCUGCUGGUGCUCCCACUGCUCCCACUGCUCCCACUGCUCCCACUGCUCCCACGGCCAGCAGCACAGGCGGUGAGAGCAGCACAGUGAGCAGCGGUGGCGCGCUGGCUGGCAGCAGCAGACGGCUGAGCGGCAGCAGCUCCUCCAGUGGCAUCAGCACGGGCCGCAGCGCAACCCUCACCAGCAGAACUCUUCACAGCAGCAGUCUUAAUAGCACCGCUCUUGCCAGCAGCGCCCUCACUAGUAGCACCACCGCUGCCACUGCUAGCAGGGGCCUUCAUCGAGCCGCCACACUUAACGCACGCACCCUCAACGCACCUGGCCUAACUCCGCCGCAUUUGCAUGCACCUGUUUUGAAUGCACCUGUACUAAAUGCGUCUACCUUGAAUGCGCCAGCGGUUAUUGUUCCAGGCAGUGGCAGCAGCAGCAGCAGCGGCCGCCUUGCUAGGAGCACCAGCAGCAGCGCUGCCAGGCUGAAGGGAGGGGCGAUGAGAGCAGGUGGGGAAAGAGGGGGACUGAGGGGUGAAGGUGGAAGAGAACUUGGUGGAGGAAGAGAAGGAGGUGGAAACGAGGGUAGUGCUGGACAGGAGGGUAGUAGAAGAAAAGAGGGUAGCGGAGGAAAGGAGGGUAGUGGAGGAAAGGAGGGUAGUGGAGGAGGAAAAGAAGGUACUAAAGGAGGAAGAGAGGGGGGCGGAGGGGAGGGAGGCGUGGCAGCAGCAGGAGUGUCUGUGGCAGCAGCAGGUAGUGCAGCAGCAAGCGGGGGAGUAUCACGGGGAAGAGUAGUGGGGGGUUCAGCAAGGGUAAUAGUGGAAACAGCAAUAGGAGGAACAGCAGGAGGAGGGAUAACGGCAGGGUUGAUGGUAGCAGGGGAAGCGGCAGCAGGGAGCAGCAGCAGAGGCGGCAAAACCGGGAGAAUGCUGCGCAAAAUGGCGAGCGAUAACUUCCGAAGCUCAGGCAGGGCUGCUGGGGGCAAGGGCAUGGGGGUGGGCAUGGAUGCGCUGGCAGCAGCAGGCAGCAGUGGGGGGUGGCUGUCCUCUACAGCGAGCUCGCUGGACCUGGCUGUGGCGGCCAAGGGCACAAGGAAGUGGCGGGCAGAGGGAAGAAGAAGGCGUGGGGAAGGCGCUGAAGGGGGGGAGACGCGGGAGGGGGAAGAAGCCAAGGCGGGCAAGGAGGAUGCCGUGACCCCCACGAGGGCCAGCCGGGAGGACACUCUCACGCCCAGCCGCUUGUCUCGCGCACGGCGAGCCGUGCUGAGUGAAGCCGGCAGGGAGAGGCGCCGCGCCGCCGGCACGGCUGGUGACGGGGAGGGGGGGGAGGAGGGCGACGAGGAGGAUGAGGAGGGAGAGGAGGAGGAAGAGGGAGAGGAGGAGGAGGAGGAGGAGGGGGAAGAGGAGGAGGGAUUGAAGGAGGGAGUCACAGAUGUGGAGAGUGAGGAGGAUGCGAGCAUUCCCGUGGCGGCACAGGCAGUGGGCGCGGCCAAGGGCAUGAGGGGGCUGGGCGAGCGCAUGAGCCGCGCGCGCCUGAGACUGCUGCAGGGCGGGCAGGCGGACGUUCUAGGGAGGGGAUUCUCCGAUGUGAGGGAGGAGUAUGACUUGGAGGGAGGCGAGCAGGUGGGCAGUGGGCAGUUUGGGGUGAUUCGCGUGGUGACGCACCGGGAGACCGGGGAGAGGCUGGCGUGCAAGUCAAUCAGCAAGAUGUGCCUCAAGUCGAAGGCGGACGCGGCGGACAUCCGCAGGGAGGUGGCGAUUCUGGAGCAGCUGAGGGACCAUCCCCACGUCUCGCGCCUCGCUGCUGCCUUCGAAGACCCCAAGGAGGUGCACCUGGUGAUGGAGCUGUGUGAGGGCGGGGAGCUGUUUGACCGGCUGAAGCAGAAGCGCGUGUACCCCGAGGACGAGGCGGCCGUGGUGCUGCGCACGCUGGUGGACGUGCUGAGGCACUGCCACGCCAUGGGGGUGGUGCACCGUGAUGUCAAGCCCGAGAACAUCCUGCUCGUGUCCAAGGAGAGCGACACCGAUGUCAAAGUCAUCGACUUUGGGAUCGCUGCCUUCUACAAGCCAUCCCGCCCACUCACAGAGUUCGUGGGUUCGCACUACUACAUGGCACCUGAGGUGAUCGAGGGCAGCUACGGCCCGCCUGCGGACGUGUGGAGCGCGGGCGUGGUGCUGUACGUGCUGCUGUCGGGCGUGCCGCCCUUCUGGGCGCGCACGGAGGACGGCAUCAUGCAGGCCAUCCUCGACUGCCGCCUGCGCUUCAAGCCCGAGGUGUGGGGCAAGCGCUCCGACCACGUUCAAGACCUCAUCCGCCGCAUGCUCACCCGUGACCCCGCUGACCGCAUCACCCCAGCUGCUGUACUUGCUCAUCCCUGGAUGGCAUGUGCCACAUCCUGUCCUGAGAAGUAGCAGAGAUGGCAGCAACCGCAAUGAGUGCAAAUGGCGGCUGUAACACCAACAGCAAUGCAAUGGAACCUCAGUGCUCACACAAGUGUGCCAUGUAAGGAACAAGCAUCACCAGGUCUAUCAGCACCAUCAGUGUCAUCAGCACCACCCGGGCCAUGCGCUGAGGCACCAGAAGGAUGAAUGCCCCAACCAUGAUGUACGGUAUUAGUGUUUUGGGCUGCGGUCUAUUGCUUUUAUGCAUUAAAACCGCCACACCAUAGUGUUGUUUGCUUGUGUUGUAGCAUGUUAUAGCUUGUAGUGUAUAUUGAGUAGAUCAUUAGGCUUUAGCAGCUUAUGCCUUUUCAAGUGUGUAGUUUAUUUAUCAUCUUCAAGGCGACCCCCAUGGCUCCUUUGUAUC